AUGCAAUACGCUAAAAUUCGCGGGCCGUGGUCUGCUGCUGCUGUGCUGUGCUGCGGAAGGCGGGUGACCCAGUGCUGGGCAUAUCGUACGUCGACCUCGACCUUAACUACGCUGACCUCGUUCUUCGUGGAGCACUUGAUCGCGGACAUAUUCAUCCCGGCAACCAUGCCAAGCCACAACCAAUCACUGUGCCCACGCCACGACCGGUACGUCCGCCGCUCCUCACCUCGCGUGGCUAACGCGUCUUCAAUCCCGUCGGCUGAGAUCAGGCUCUUCCGCGACUGGCUCAAGACCCUCGUGACUGUGAAGCAGACAGUCCUCGGAGGUCAGUUUUCCGUCGAACCCUCAAGUCUUCUCGUCAUAUUGGCACGUGUCUCCGAUUGGAACCCGUCAUCCGAUGGCCUCAAUAGUCUUUCGCCGCAGCAUAAUAUGCCGUCGAAGGUUCGAAGCGUCUCCGCACCAACAUCACCCCACAAUCAAGGCGCUAAACAGAUCGAGCAGUCGCUCGAGGCCAUUGGUACGUCUUCCGACCUCGUCCCUGCUGAUGUCGCCACGCCCCAGAUGUCACGGGAACAUGGACUCGAGGAGGAUCCAUGUUUGCGUUUCCACCCCCCUACAAUGCUCUUCAUCUCGACUUAUGAGCAUGUUGCCCUUGCAAGUCGCCGGGGGCCCCCGAUCACACGACGCUCACAAAGGUUCCUGCGAAAUGCGCAAGUCGCUCAAGGACGCUUCACGAAAGCUGUCCGCGAUUGUUUCCGUGUAAACGUGUCACAGCAAGCAGGGAUAUGUCAAGAGCAUGCUGCCAUCAUGAAGAGGACGGUGUGA
Epithele typhae is the source of this 825-nucleotide messenger RNA. RefSeq lists its product as uncharacterized. The record is from RefSeq and is a predicted model, not a curated record. NCBI's taxonomy places the organism in Eukaryota, Fungi, Basidiomycota, Agaricomycetes, Polyporales, Epitheliaceae. The transcript has 13 exons. The coding region runs from base 1 to 825 and encodes 274 amino acids.